AUGGUCCCUCGCAUCAGCGAACCCCAGCUUCGCCCCGAACCAGAACGCGCUCCUUCAAAUAGUACAAAAAUAUCCUACAGAUCUUAUUCUUCAUCUUUUGAAGCAGAUGACGAGAGAUCGAGUUCUGCUGAUCACGAUAGUAUGGGCCCCGAUAUUGGUUCUGCACAUAGAGAUGUUCCUGCCCAGUAUGCGGGUGAGGAUACACGAUUGACGAGUCGGAAAGAGUUGUCGGGAUGGUACGCCUACGGAUUUGCUGCGGAGGUUUUCGUCAUUUGUGGUAUUGGAUCCUUCAUCCCGAUUACUUUGGAGCAAUUGGCAAGAGAGAAUGGAGUUCUACUUUCAGAUCCAACACAACCAUGCGGUUCGAGCUCUACACAUCUACCACCAGGUUUACAUCCAGGAAAUGCAAAAGAUUCACAAUGCGUGAUUUAUCUUGGCGGAAUACAGAUAAAUACUGCUAGUUUUGCUAUGUAUAGCUUCUCUCUCAGCGUUCUCUUCCAAGCGAUAUUGGUAGUUUCGAUUAGCUGUGCUGCAGAUCAUGGGAAUUAUCGCAAACGACUGCUGUUAUUGUUUGCAUUCGCCGGAUCUAUAACGACAAUGUUGUUUCUAACAGUUGUCCCAAAAGUUUACUUGUUAGGGGCUCUCUGGGCAAUUAUCUCAAAUACCUGCUUUGGGGCAAGUUUUGUGCUGUUAAAUUCAUUUCUCCCCCUACUUGUUCGACAUCAUCCGAAAACUCAAUAUGGCACGCCGGAUUUUUCACCAGAGUUGCAUCCUAGUUUUGUCGAUGAAUAUCCUCCAGAACACUCCCUGAGUGAGCCAGAGGUUGAGGUAUACGAUGAAAGAAGUGCACUCCUAUCACACAAUAGGGCCCCUUCGGAAGCCCCUGACGCAACGGAUCCUUUACCGCCAUCUACAGAUUCCACUUCGAUUGAGCUUCAAUUGUCUACCCAAAUUUCUUCGACUGGUAUAGGAAUCGGCUAUAGUGCCGGUCUCUUUCUCCAAUGCGUAUCCAUUAUCAUUAUAUGGUUGCUCAAAGGUACAACCUUCUCCCUACGACUCGUAUUAUUUUUCAUAGGAUUAUGGUGGUUCCUGUUUACAAUUCCUGCCGCGUUAUGGCUUCGACCUAGACCAGGACCACCAUUACCACCCACAGGUAAUCGGAAUUCAAAGGGCUCAAGAAGUUGGUGGGCUUAUACUAUCUACGCUUGGUCAUCUCUCUUCCGCACCGUAAAACUCGCCCGAAGAUUGAAAGAUAUAACCCUUUUCUUGGCAGCGUGGUUCCUCCUCUCCGAUGCCAUUGCAACUGUUUCGGGAACAGCAGUUCUCUAUGCUAAAACCCAGCUUCGCAUGGCACCCGAAGCACUUGGUCUCAUUAAUGUCAUCGCGACUACAGCAGGCGUCCUAGGUGCAUUCUCAUGGGCAGCUAUUUCCCGCGCUCUCAAACUGAAACCCCAUCAAACGAUUCUCGCAUGUAUAUGCAUAUUCGAAUUGAUCCCCUUGUACGGUCUCUUGGGGUUUCUCCCCAUUGUCAAACGAUGGAACGUCAUCGGUCUCCAACAACCUUGGGAAAUGUAUCCUCUUGGGUUCAUUUACGGUUUCGUCCUCGGUGGCUUGAGUAGUUAUUGUCGCUCCCUAUUUGGUGAACUCAUCCCCCCGGGAUCCGAAGCAGCAUUUUAUGCUCUUUACGCUAUUACAGACAAAGGAUCUAGUGUCUUUGGCCCCGCAAUUGUUGGAGCAAUUGUCGAUGGCACGGGCGAAAUUAGACCAGCCUUUUGGUUUUUGGCGGUUCUAGUUGGAUUACCAGCUCCAUUGAUCUAUUUUGUUAAUGUAGAAAGGGGCAAGGAAGAAGGUGCAAGGUUGGCGGAAAUUAUCGAGGGCUUUAGAAUUAAGGAUGCCGAGAUUGCGAGGGGAGAGCAUAGUUCAUCAGAGAGUAUCGGUGAAGAUGAGAGAGGAAGGGAUAAUAGAGAAAUUAGUCCUUAUGAUGAGGAGAGAGAAGGAAGGCGGAGAAAUGAUAUAUGA
Messenger RNA from Botrytis fragariae, 2019 nucleotides. Its product is annotated as putative autophagy-related protein 22 protein. Bases 1 to 2019 code for a protein of 672 amino acids. Gene Ontology annotation, biological process: amino acid transmembrane export from vacuole. The record is from RefSeq and is a predicted model, not a curated record. The transcript has 2 exons. Lineage: Eukaryota; Fungi; Ascomycota; Leotiomycetes; Helotiales; Sclerotiniaceae.